Messenger RNA from Acipenser ruthenus (sterlet), 3764 nucleotides. Its product is annotated as vasodilator-stimulated phosphoprotein-like. Lineage: Eukaryota; Metazoa; Chordata; Actinopteri; Acipenseriformes; Acipenseridae. The transcript is spliced from 14 exons. Gene Ontology annotation, biological process: actin cytoskeleton organization; protein homotetramerization; actin polymerization or depolymerization. Gene Ontology annotation, cellular component: cytoskeleton. Gene Ontology annotation, molecular function: SH3 domain binding; actin binding; profilin binding. Bases 559 to 1824 code for a protein of 421 amino acids. The record is from RefSeq and is a predicted model, not a curated record.
GCGUUGCCCGUUUAUGGUUCGACGGCUAUAGGGCCUGGAGAGGAAGUGCGGAUUGCGGCGGUGCAUUGUGGAAAAUUAGGAGUGUUUGGAAUGAAUUGAGAGGAGGAGGAGGGCUGCAGGAACACGAAAAAGGGAAACGCAAUCACUCACACGGGCGUCCCGUUAAAAAAAACCGUAACCUCAGGUGCAACAGCGAAGCGGGGCUGGAGCAUGCAUAGACGGUGCCGUAAUUAAACCGGCACGGAGAUUGAGACAGUGUGAGAGAGACGGGCAGGAAACGAGGGAGCGCGGAGCGAAGGAAGCAUAUUUAACGAGUUGCGUUAGACGAGCUUCUCAUCGCCCGCCUGCUCCGGUCUCGCAUUGACUGCUUUCUUUUUAAACCAGGAAAUCGCCGCGGUGCGCUCUCGCCUUCUCCUUCAGCGAGUCAGUAGGUAGCAGCGAGUAUUAGGGACAGUUCGGAUCGCCGUGGUCUGAGAGAUAUUUUAAUUAUUAUAAUAAUAAUUAUAACUUCAAACCCGGAUCUUACACCGAAAACGGACAACCUGCACGCCGGGAAACAUGAGCGAGACGAGUAUCUGCCAGGCUCGUGCCACCGUCAUGAUCUACGACGACAGCAGCAAGAAGUGGCUCCCAGCAGGCACUGGGCCGCAGGUCUUAAGCAGAGUGCAAAUCUAUCACAGCCCUGCUGGGAACUCCUUCAGAGUGGUGGGGCGCAAGAUGCAGCCAGACCAGCAGGUUGUAAUAAACUGCCCGAUCAUCAAGGGGCUCAAGUACAAUCAGGCCACUCCCAACUUCCACCAGUGGCGGGAUGCACGGCAGGUCUGGGGGCUCAACUUCAGCAACAAGGAGGAGGCGGUCGUGUUUGCUAACAGCAUGAACCAGGCUCUGGAGACCCUGGGUGUGGGGGAGAGCGGAACGCUCCCCUCCCCACGCAUUCAGAAUGGACCAACCCCAGAGGAGCUGGAGCAGCAGAGAAGGCAGCAGUUGUUGGAGCAGCAGCAGCGUCAGGAGCAGCUUGAACGAGAGCAGAGAGAGCAGCUGGAGAGGGAGAGGAGGGGCUCCAGUGCAGCUGUUCCUGCGGCCCCCCCUCCUGCCCCAGGUGGCCCUCCCCCUCCUCCAGGACCUCCCCCUCCCCCGGGACCCCCUCCCCCUCCUGGACCCCCCCCAGCCUCAGGAGGCCCGCCUCCACCUCCAGCCCCGCCCCUCCCCUCUGGAGGAGCCCCGCCUCCUUCAUCUGGGGGAGGAGCCACCGGCCUGGCCGCCGCCAUCGCAGGAGCCAAGCUGCGCAAAAUGGCCAAGGAGGAAAGCCCCGCCUCCAAGGCUGAAGGCAGUCGUAGCGCCACUCUGCCAGCGGGAGGCAGCAGUGGGGGAGGGGGCGGCGGGGGGCUGAUGGGUGAGAUGAGCGCCAUCCUGGCCAGGAGGAGGAAAGCCACUGACAAAGGAGAGAAGGUGGUUCCCAAGAAAGAUGAGGAAUCGACAAACGACGAUUCGGAUUCUCCCAGUUCUAAACCCCUCGGUAGCUCAGAUUCGAUAAGGAGACCCUGGGAGAAAGCAGCCACAAUGCCCAGGAAUAACUCUGUGCCGAAGAGCCUGGAUUCCAUGAACUCACCCCAGUCUGCCUCCCCCCAGUCUGCCUUCCCCCUCUCCAGAGUGAAGUCAGUGACCACCAGCAGUAACAGCACAGAGGGGCCAAGUCCUGAUGAUUCGGAUCUGGACAGAAUGAAGCAGGAGAUCCUGGAGGAAGUGAGGAAAGAACUGCAGAAAGUGAAAGAGGAGAUUAUUGAAGCGUUCAUUGAGGAGCUGAAGAAGAGGGGCUCCUCCUAAGAGAGAGACGCCAAACUAAAGACCCACAGCACAGGACGAGCGACCACUGAGAGAGUGACGGCAGUUGUGAGAUUCACUUUCGCGCUCUCUCUCUACCAAGAGCCUUCCUCAGCCAGACACGCUUGAAAAAUGAAACAAAUCAAAUAGUACAAUCUGUAACCUGCUUUAAACUGGAGCUCAGAGCCACUGUCAGACAAACUCACCCCCCUCCCCCCCUGCUGUCUCCUGGGUGUGCCAGUGGGUAGAUCGAUUCAUCAGAAAACGAUAACAAACUUCAGGGACCAAAAUGUGGUAAAACCUCAAUGAACUAGCUGACUCUUGCUCGGCAUUCCACGUAUGAAAGUUGGUUCAGGAGGCUUUGGAAACAGGUAUUAUUUUUGUAUCGUUGUUUUUUUUAUGUAAUUUAGCAGAAGCUGUUUUUAAUAAAAGCUUUCUUUUCAUUUGAAAACGGACGGGGCUGAAGCAUUCCUCUGCCUGCCUUUCUCCUGUCUCUCCUGAGAGUGCUGACCAAGGCUUCCAGAUCCCUCUUCUGAUUAGCACAGCAACGCUAUCACUGCUGCCCUGUUUGCUUGUAUUUUGUAUCUGUGCAGAUGUUUCAAAGACAAUGCUAGAGAUGGAAAGUAGGAUGAAGCAGUUCAUCCGUAGUGUUGUGUUUUGAAAGAUAUGCAAAUGCAAAUUGGCUAUGUUAACAACGACUUCUGAUCCCCUGCCUCCUCGCCUCAGCCUUUGUUUCCUUCAGGAGUGAAGCUGUGUGAUUUGGGUGUGUAAAUCUGGUUCAAAAUCUAACAAAUAUUUGCGAAUUAGAUGGAAAACAAAAUACUGCUUUGCAAAAUAAAUAAAUAAAUAAACCAAGUGGACCCACCUCCCCAUUAAAAACAGUAGCAUACAGUCCUGUAGACCUGCUGUUACUGAAUUAAACACUGCAGAGUGUUCCUAUUUAUUUCAGACUCCCUCUUACACGAUGUGCUUGCAGUGAUGCGUUUGUGAAUUCUGUCACAUGAACGAACAGGAACGUGGGCAUUUCUGCAACCGAGUACACUGCAAGCAGAGUUUGUGUGAAUAGUCAAAUAUUGUUCUCCUGAGUCGUUCACACACAGAGGGAGAGAGAGCGAACAUACAGACUGCAGAGUGUGUGCUGCACAUGGCAGGAGGUUUUCUUUGUAUCUCUGAACCCAGGCACACACACAGAGUGAUGUCAGAUAGACCAAUCGCAAACUGCGCAGCUGAGAUGAGGCAGGAUCCAGUCUCUAGUGCCACAGUGUGGAGGGAGAGGGAUGAGGUGCCUGGAAGUCAAAGGGAAAGGAUUUUUUUUGAACUGCUAAAUUUUUGUUUCCGUUAUUCAUAUGAGAGGGUAGCGAGUUAGUCUGCUGUCUGUCUGCACAACCUUGGAACAGAGAGAGGUGAAAGGCAGGAAUGCAAAGCCAGUGAAUUAGUCUGUUGAGCUUCUCUAAGUUCUGUCCUAUAGCAAGCAAUGCCAGUGCCCCUGUCUCCUGUCCAGCUUGACUUAUACCUGCACCAAACCCCACACUGCUGUACACAUGGGAGUGGGGGCUGCUGACAGUGGUUCUGAGAGUCCAAUCUCUUUGUUUUGUAUUUUAAUAUAUAAAGAAAAAAAAAAACAGUUUGGCUGUUGGCCACUUUUCUGCUACUGCCUUUGAAGAAUGAAAUAUGAUAUAAAUAUGUGUUUUGUUUUUGGGGGAAGAAUAUUAUCUACUGUGUGUUUUUUCUAUUUUAUUUGAGAUUAUGGUGAAUGGUAGUGGGGGGGGGGGGAUGUUUAAUUUUUUAAUGAGAACUUUGUUUUUGGUUGUUUAUUUUUUCUAUUAGAGUAGAGAUUUAGCAUUUUUACACUGAAAUAUGUUUAUCAGAGCAAAGAAAGCACCCAGAUACACUGGAAUUCAUCGAUGCCUUUGUAGCCAAAUACAGCUGCUUCCUGUACUCAA